Molecule: messenger RNA, 1201 nt
Organism: Propithecus coquereli (Coquerel's sifaka)
Lineage: Eukaryota; Metazoa; Chordata; Mammalia; Primates; Indriidae
Gene: NINJ1
Product: ninjurin 1
Exons: 4
Coding region: 102-560 (152 amino acids)
Biological process (GO): cell adhesion; tissue regeneration
Cellular component (GO): membrane
Source: RefSeq, a predicted model, not a curated record
GCCUGGGGGGCGGGCCGGGGCCGGGCGUGCAGCCGGGGACCGGGCAGCAGAGGCCCGGGCGCGCUCAGGCCCGGGAGCAAGGCGGCCUGGGCGGGCACAGCAUGGACUCGGGGCCCGAGGAGUACGAGCUCAACGGCGACCUGCGCCCGGGCUCGCCCGGUUCCCCGGACGCCUUGCCGUCCCGCUGGGGCCGGAGGCACCAGCCCAUCAAUGUGAACCAUUAUGCCAACAAGAAGAGUGCGGCCGAGAGCAUGCUGGACAUCGCCCUGCUGAUGGCCAAUGCGUCCCAGCUGAAGGCUGUCGUGGAGCAGGGCCCCAGCUUCGCCUUCUACGUGCCCAUGGUGGUCCUCAUCUCCAUCUCCCUGGCGCUGCAGAUUGGCGUGGGCGUGCUGCUCAUCUUCCUCGUCAAGUACGACCUUAACAACCCGGAGAAGCACGCCAAGCUGGAUUUCCUCAACAACCUGGCCACGGGCCUGGUGUUCAUCAUCGUGGUGGUCAACAUCUUCAUCACGGCCUUUGGGGUCCAGAAGCCCAUCAUGGACGUGGCGCCCCAGCAGUAGGGCACCCAGGACCCUAGACUGUGCCUUCCCCACAGCCCGGCCGCCCAGACCCUAGGAGCCACCCAGGAGUUCUCCCUGCGAGUGGCACUCCCUGCAACUGCUAGAGCCCAGGCCACCCGCUGCCACUCUGUCUCUCGGCUGCUCUCACCAGAAAGUGGCUCCCUCUGGCACGUGGGGGCUGGCCAUGGGGCCAAGAAGGUCAGAACUGGACAGCUGCAGAGACCUGUGCCCAGAGAAGGUUAUUGACCUGCCCAAGGGUACACAGCAGGUCCAUGGACAGGCCGGACCAAGGCCCAGGGCUGGCCUCUGUCUCAGGACAUCCCAGAAGGACCAGGAGAGACUCCUCCCUCUGCUGGCGUGCCAGCAUCCCCGCCUCCCAUGGGCCUGCUCUGGUCGCCCUGCCUCUGCCUGCUUCCCAACUAAGGGACACUGGACAGCCAGCACUGCCCUUUGGCCCUAGUGGUGGCUGCUGGCUCUGGCCUCAGUGCCAGGGCUCGGCGGCCACCAGGAGAGAGCCAGGCAGCAGGCCCGGCACACACCUUCCACCAGCAGUGGCUGGGCAGAGGCCCAGCUCCCUCCAUGAGGGUCUGAGCACCCCCUUUUCUAAUCAAGAAUGACCAAUAAAGCUCAUGUUCCUCCUU